UUUCUUUCCCAAAAAAACUUUUUCUCUUCUUUCAGCUUAAGCAAACAAUGCUAGUAGAAUCUCCCCCUAACACAAACAUAACAGGACAGAACAGAACACUUCAUAAAAUGUUUUAUUUUAACCAUGCGUGUUGUUUUCUUCCAAGUAUCUCUGUCCUCUAAUUAUUCCUUUUUUUAUUUUAAACCAAAACUUAUUAAAUUAAAUUAAUUUGGUCACCCUUAAUCAUCGUAUUCAGUUACGCUCUUAAAUCACGCACUCACUUAUUUAUCACCAUUCCACUAAGCUUCUAUGGCGGAAACUAGUUUAUCGUUGAUACUUCCGAACAUGAAGAAGAAAACUACGCUAUUUUCAUCAUCCUCUUCUUCUUCUUCUCCUCUUCCCAUUUUUUCUACCAAGAGUUUGCUCUACGAUAAGCUUCCUUCGGAACCGUUAAGGCUUUCUGUUCUCAAAUUAGACGGAACUUCUUUUGAUGUUCAUGUUUCGAAGAAUGCCACUAUUGCGGAGCUUAAGGAUGCUGUGGAAGGUGUUUUUAGUUACAUGCCUCAGCAUGGUCCUGCCAAAAUUUCAUGGCCACAUGUUUGGGGGCAGUUUUGCUUAUGUUAUGAUGGACAGAAGCUAGUUACAGAGAAGGAUUACCUUAAAAAUUAUGGCGUCAAGGACAGUGACCAGCUCCAUUUCAUUCGCCAUGCAUCAAACAAUUGCGGUGCUCGAAGAAAGCGGUCAAAGAAAAGAGUUUUCCAUUUGAAACAACACAGGAGGUUGUCGCAAGCAAAUUACUGCAAACAGAAAGAAAACUGUGAUGCUGAUGAGGACGACGAUGAUGGUGACAUUUCUUCUGAUGAGGAAGCCUUGGAGAAUGCAGAGACCAAGCACCACAUUGAAGAAGUGCAUGUUAGAAAGAACAAGAUCACUGGCUUUGUGGGAGAGCUGUUAUCAUACACACCACUGGCAGUUGUGAGAAAAACUAGAGCUCAAAACCAGAUCUUCCCGUCAACAAUUUCCAGGUGUUUGAUUGGUGGUCUUAGAAAGAUCAAAAGGAUUGUAUGUUUUGGCAGGAGGCAGCAGUAUCCUACAUGGAGACAGUACUGAUAAUAUUUGGGUAUGGCUCGCAGUUGAUGAAAUUUGUGACCCCUAGUAAAAAUGUUGACUCAUGCAACCAAGUGUGCAUUUGAAGUUGAAUUGCUGGAUUGAUAUUGGAUUGGGAUUAUAGUCGAUAUUGCAUAUUCUCAAUCCAGUGAUUCUAGUCAAUACACAGACGGGUUUGGAGUUGGAUUUCUCGACGGAGUAUUUACUUAAGCUUUCCAACAUUUCAAGUAGUCCCAUGAUAAUUUGUGCAGAGAAGUAUGGUUGGAUGUUUUGUUGGUUGAAAUAUAGCUUUUGGAGUCUAGAUUUAAUUGAAUCUAGUGACAGUCAAACGAUAUUAAUAAUAUACCAUACUUUAUUGUGUUGGAUUAUUUUUGUUGCUAUGUUGGAAAGCUACGUUUGAACCGAUAUUACUAUGGUUCUUGUUCUAUAAUAAACUGUGUUUGGGCAUUUUUGCAACUGUGUUGCAAAGUUUCUAGAUAAUGCUUCUGUUCUUGGCUAAUAAAAUAGUUUAAUACAUCUGAUUUUGUAUUUUA
Molecule: messenger RNA, 1619 nt
Organism: Medicago truncatula (barrel medic)
Lineage: Eukaryota; Viridiplantae; Streptophyta; Magnoliopsida; Fabales; Fabaceae
Exons: 5
Coding region: 289-1089 (266 amino acids)
Biological process (GO): mRNA splicing, via spliceosome
Source: RefSeq, a predicted model, not a curated record